AUGUCUAGCUUUAAAGAUUCAUUUACAAGAGGGGAAGGAGAUUAAAAUCUUUAAUAUGAUGAUACAGCUUUUUGUUAUUUUUUUUUGACUUUUUUAGGGACUGUAUAAUUAGUCUUUGUAUGGAAAACAUUAAGCUAACUAUUAUAUAAUCCUUUAAAAGAUAUAUUAAAGAAUGCAAUUAAAAAUAAAUUUUUUGAUUAAAAAUUAAAGAUACUUCGCCAAUAAAUAAAUAAAAAUAAAUACAAUUCAAGUUUAUUUUUUAAAAUACUAAUAAUAAUUGCUAUUACUAUAUUAAUAUUUAAAACUUACUAAAGUAUUCCUGAACAAUAAAGUUUAAAACGGUUUGAUCCUUAUGAUAUUUUAGAAAUAAGCAGAUCAGCUACUGAUAAAGAAAUAAAGAAAGCUUAUAGACGUUUAAUGAUAAAGUAUCAUCCUGAUAAAAAUGAUGAACCAGAUGCAAAACAUAAAUUUUUAUUAAUAACAAAAGCACAUGAAUGUUUAACAGAUGAAAAAAAGAAGUAAGCAUGUGAAAAAUUUGGAAGUCCUGAUGGUCCAGGAAGUUUACAUGUAGCAAUUGCAAUGCCUUCGUUUUUAUUAAAAAAAGAAAACCAUGUUACUAUUUUGGCUAUAUUUUUUUUAGUUUUUAUUGUUAUUAUACCAACUUAUGUUAUUUAUUGGUUUUAAGAUAGUGAGAAAUUAAAUGAUAAAGGUAUGUCAAGAGAUAAUUAUGAAAUUCUAUUAUAUAUUAUGAAUGAAAACAUGCCUUCUAAUUAAAUUCCUGAUAUUAUUGGUUUUUGUAUGGAGUUUAGAAAAAUGUAUGCUUCGAAUUUAGAAAGUAAAUAAUUGGUUAAAUUAUAUUCCUAAGUUGUUGAAUAAUUCCCUUAAAAAAAAAAAAACAUGUAAUAAAUAGAAAAGGCUUAUGUACUUCUUUGCGCACAUAUGUUAGGUUUAGAAAUUCCUGAAACUUCAAGGGAACAAUUAACUUAUAUUUAAAAAAAAACUCCUGCAAUUUUAGAUUCAAUGAUAGAUCUAUGUUGCAGUUUAGGCUAACCAAGAGGAUAAUAAUAUAAAUACUUAGGAGGUUAAUGCUUAUUGAAUACAAUAUUUUUCUAAUAACAUUUUUAUUAGGUUAUUUUUUUUAUUUUAUUUUUAAAUAAAUAUAUAUAUAAACAAAAGGGAUUAUGGGGAAACAAUAUAGAAAUGAAUCAAAUAAGUUAUUUUUAUGAAAACGUAGAAUUAAAAAAAUCCUAAAAACUCGGUCCAUUAAGAAAUUUAGUGAAAUAAACAAGAGAAGAACGUAAAUUGAAAGUUGUUGAAAGUGAAUAAGACUUAAAAGAAGUAAAUGAUGAAAUCGAUAAUUUCCCAAAUAUAGAAAUUUCUUACAAAGUACAUGUCCCUGAUUAAUUGGAAUUAACAGACGCAGAUAUUUAUGAAGUGUAAAUAAAAUUAGAAAGAUUAAAUAUUGAAAAAGGAAAAUAAAUUAAAUAUAGUAAUACUCCUAGAUAUCCUUUCUUUAAAUAAGAAAAAUGGCAUAUUAUUAUUACUAACAUUAAAAAACAUAUCGUGUAUUAUGAAUUUAUUACUAGUCAAGAAAAAGAAGUUGAAGUUUCAUUUAAAUUACCUCCUCAUUAACCGGGUAUUCAUUAAUAUGUUUUAUAUGCAAAACCUGAUUGCUAUAUUGGAUUUGAUAUUGAAAAAGAAGUUAAAUUUAAAGUUUUUUCUGUUAAAGAUGUUAAUAGGGAAAAAUUCUAAUAUCACUAAGAAGAUUAAGAUUUAGGUGCUACACCAACAUUGUUCUAGUAAAUGAUGUAGGUAAUGGCUCCGAGAUAAGAAGAAGAAGAAGAGGAAGAAGAAGAAGAAUAAAAUUAAUAACCAAAUAGAAAUAAUGAUAAAGAAGAAUAAAAUAUUAAGGAAAAUUAAAAAGAAGAGGAAAGUGAUUAAGAAGAAUUGGAUAAAAAAGAGGAUGACGAAAUAGCUAGACAGGCUGCAUAAAUGGAAGAAAAAAUGAAAAAAAUGGGCAAGAAAAAACCUCUUAUUAAAUAAGAUAAAGAUAAAAAAGUUUUUGAUUCUGCAGAUUAUUAUAAAGAUUAAGAAGAAUAAGGAAAAAGUUGA
Messenger RNA from Ichthyophthirius multifiliis, 2112 nucleotides. RefSeq lists its product as hypothetical. The transcript has 8 exons. The record is from RefSeq and is a predicted model, not a curated record. Gene Ontology annotation, biological process: SRP-dependent cotranslational protein targeting to membrane; post-translational protein targeting to endoplasmic reticulum membrane. Lineage: Eukaryota; Ciliophora; Oligohymenophorea; Hymenostomatida. Gene Ontology annotation, molecular function: RNA binding; transmembrane protein transporter activity. Gene Ontology annotation, cellular component: Sec62/Sec63 complex.